Ylistrum balloti is the source of this 3320-nucleotide messenger RNA. RefSeq names its product plexin-A4-like. Gene Ontology annotation, biological process: regulation of cell migration; semaphorin-plexin signaling pathway involved in axon guidance. The annotation marks the transcript as partial. The record is from RefSeq and is a predicted model, not a curated record. Gene Ontology annotation, cellular component: semaphorin receptor complex. Gene Ontology annotation, molecular function: semaphorin receptor activity. NCBI's taxonomy places the organism in Eukaryota, Metazoa, Mollusca, Bivalvia, Pectinida, Pectinidae. The transcript has 24 exons.
UGUGAUCAGCUUACUCAGGGUUGUAGCCAAUGUAUCUACCUAAAGUCACAAGGCUAUUUGUGUGGCUGGGACACCUUUAGAAGACAAUGUUCCUACAACACAGCAAAAGAGGUUGAUUCCACAAGUUGUCCCUCUCCACACAUCACAAUAAGUCCACUAAAUGGUACCGUUUUUGGAAAUACAUCAUUACACAUUCACGGAACAGAACUUGGAAGCAACAUACAAGAUGUCGGUAUCAAUGUGUCUGGAAACGUGUGUGAUAUCUAUGCUUACAAUUUCUUUCCCAAUCAGUGGAUCAAGUGCUACACCAGGAAUGAGCCAAGAGAAACUAGAGGCGGUGAAGUCAUCCUUACUAGGAAUGGCAAAUUGUCUGAAAACAAACAACUUAUUGACUAUUUUGUUCCAGAAUUGUUUACCAUUAACCCAUUAGUUGGAAUCAUGGCUGGCGGCAGAAUAUUGACAAUAAAAGGAAAGAAUCUACUCAUCAGCAAUCGAGAUCGCAUCAAUGUGCUGCUUUAUAAUCAGGAAGAAGCAUUUUCAUGCAUAAUUGGUGAUGCACUUAUACAGAGGAAUAACAGUGAGAUUGUUUGUAUGCUCGGAGCCUACAGAGGUACAAAACUGCCUUAUCAUUUGACCUCCGUUUCUGUGACCUAUGAUGAUGCCAAAUACAAUAUAACUGGAAACAUGGUUUUUACUUUCGUGGAUAAUCCCAUCAUUAAUAUUGGACGUACACAAGCGUUUAUGGGUGGUGGUGUUGAUAUGAACAUAACAGGAGAGAGAUUCACAGCUGUGUCCAUUCCUAGAAUAGGCCAGGAUCCUUGUACUGUGAUCAAUGACUCUUCAAUGAAAUGUAAUGUACCACAAUACAACCCCUCAAGGAGAAGGAAGCGACGACAAGCAGAUACCUGCCCAUGUUACCAGCACUACACAAUCCAUAUGGACAAUUUUGAAGUUCCGUUCAGUAUAUUAUUUACAGAAAAUCCAACUAUCCUACCAUUUGAAGACACUGUAACCUAUACAGCAGGAAGCUACGUUACCAUCCAGGGUAAGGACCUGCUGAGAGGAGCUGUUGAAUCUGACUAUGAAGUGCUUGUUCAGACAACCCGUUGUGAUGAGGUCAGCAUCAACAUUAAUGGUACACUUAUCACCUUCAAACCACCUGAUUUCUUACAUGAAGGAAAUGAAUACCAAGUCGAGGUGUUGGUUGGAAAUCUUCGACAAAAUGUUGGUGCUAUUUACUAUGAGAAAGACCUGACAAUCAUCAUCAUCUGUGCCGUACUAGGUGCCGUGGUUUUGUCCAUGUUGGUUGUCCUUACCUUCUGUAUGGUCCGUGUACGCAAGAAGAACAGCCAAGUUUCCAAACUCCAGAACGAUAUUGUAGAAAUGGAGAGCAACAUCAGAUCCAAAAGUCGAGAAGUAUUUGCAGACAUGCAGAUGAGCAUGCAGGACAUCAAAGGUGAUUUAGUGACAACUGGAAUCCCAUACUUUAACUAUCAUCACUAUUCGUUCCAUGCCCUGUUCCCGAAGCUGAAAGCCGGAGAGAGUAUUUACUAUCAGUCCAGUGCCAUGUGCCAGAUGGAAGACAUUUCAAUGCUAGCCCCAAAAGGAAUCCUGGCAUUCGAAGAAUUAUUGAAGAACAAAUUCUUCCUUCAGUCUCUAAUCAGAACUAUGGAGCGACAGAACAAUUUUUCUGUUCAAGAGAAGGCAGAAUUUUCAUCACUGCUGACUGUUAUAUUGUUAGGAAAGAUGACCUACAUAUCACAAGUGAUUGAAGAACUGCUGCACAAACUUAUUGCUGGUGCUUCACGUAAACAGUACAAAGUACUGUUUAGGAGGUCAGACUCCAUCACACAGAAGCUGCUAUCUGAUUGGAUGAGCCUAUCAUUGUUUCCUUACCUUAAGGGUGGUGGAGGGCAACAGCUGUUUAUGUUGUACAAGGCCGCACAGACAGUCAUGGAGAAAGGUCCAAUCGAUGCUGUAACUCUCGAAUCCAAAGAGACACUUGCUGAGGAACGUCUACUGAAGAUGGACCUGUCAUACGAGUCCCUGACAUUGGAAGUGGACUUAAAUGGUAAAAAGAGCCAUCGCUACCAGGUCACUGUGCUAGACUGUGACACCAUCACACAGGUCAAGGCCAAAUGUAUGUACAGAAUCUACAAGAACAAGCCAGCUUCAGAGUUACAGUUCACACCUGAGGAGCUCAUUCUCGAGUGGCAUGCUGGGAAGGGCGGUAAACUGGUACUGAAUGACAUAGAUCGGACGAGUAUGAAACGCGAGGGAUACGUGUGUCACAACACUCUCCGUCACUACAAUGUAAAAGAUGGCAGUUGUAUGGCCCUUCUGAUUUCUGACGACCCAGAGGAUCCUGAUGUCUACAUGAAUUCAGAGUCAGUUUCAAUGAAUGACAUGCUGUUGAGUGACCAGAGUGUCACCAGUUACAAAAGCUGGACCGCAGAGAAACAGUGGCAUAUUUCAUUUCCAGAGGAAGAUGAAAAGGAAGGCAGGGGGACUCACAUUCACAUUGAAGAACUGUACCUGAACAGGCUUAUACAAACCAAGUUGAAGCUGGCAGACUACAUAAAUGCAAUCUUUGAGAAUGUGUUGGAUGAUAACCGUGUACCACCAGUGAUCUGCUACUUUUUUAAAAUGUUGGAGGAAAUGGCAAAGGAACAUGGUGUUGACCCAGACAUUGUUACCCACUGGAAAAGUGAAUGUUAUGCGAUGAGGAUUUGGUCGUUAUGGAUCAGCCGUCCAGAUCUCCUGUUUGACAUUGUCCUGGCAAAGCAUGUCAUACCCUGUCUGGAUGUUGUCAGAUCUGUCUUUAGUGAUGUCUUCUCCCAAACCUCUUCCAGACUCACCAAGGAUUCUUCCUCAGCCAAACUUUUGUUUGCCAAUGAUGUUCCAAAGUUCCAGGAGAAGAUGAGAAAGUUUUAUGAGAAACUAAGUGUGAGUUGUGAACCUGUGACAAAACAACAGUUUGAUUCUCUGAUGCAGUCCAUAUCUCAGGAACAGACUCAGGGAAUCAGAGUGAAGAAACUGCCUGCAUUGAAGAAGCUUUUUUCCAUGGUUAAGAAAUAUUCUGAUGAGAUAAUAUCAGACCUGGAUGAAGAGAGAGAAACCAAAGAUCUAGAACUAGGGGAGAAGUUUGAUAGUGUUAUUCAACAAAUGGACAUGGUGUGACCACAAGUGUAUGAUAAAAAGAAAUGUGAACAUGAAAAUGAAUGCCCUUAAGAGCUUAUAUUCUAUAGAUAAUAUGUGAUGAAUUUAUAGAUUGUUGCAAGCAUGCAUAGAAAUCUGAUACUGAGUAACAUCACUGGUAA